GGCAAUCAUGAGGCUCACCAUCAGAGGCGAUUGGCAGAAGUGACGCAGGAUUCAGAAUUGAACAGCGAUUUAAGGUUACAUUUGCAGCUGACAGUAGAAGUUUUUUAUAUUUCAUAAGACGGGAAUUGGAAAUGUGCUGAGUUUUGCCCAUGAGGAGAAGGGCCAUCACAGCAUGUGGAACUGCAACGGUUAAAGAGUGUCUCAAAACUAGAGAAUCUGCCUUUUCAGCCAACAAGGCAGCAGCUGCAACUGAACGGAGGCAAGGAGGAAGUCCCGCAGCUAUGGGAUCAAGGGCAGAGCUGUAAUACGCAAUUGGGCGAUGCUUUUCACCAUGCAGCUGAGAUACUCUCACCGAGCAGUUGGGAGGAGACGGCGGCUGGGUUCUCCGUGCACGAUGAAAGCAGCAGCAGAAGAGCCUGUGUAUGAGACCAUGGUCAUGUCAGACGUUCCUCGCCAGUCUUGUGGGAAGGGAAACCUUCCUGAGUCCUCCCCAGAGAGAUCCCGCAUCCUCCACGCUCUCCUCCUGCUGCUGAGCCUUCUCCUCGCGGCUUCUCUUGGUGGAGUCACAGCCAUGUAUUUCCAGGAGUGGCGGGAGAAGCACCGAGUAGCCGAAGUGGUUCAGAGAAUCCGAGACUUCUGGAAGGAAAACAGCACUGUGAACAUGUCUGUCCUGGAGCAGACGGGCCAGCAGCUGGUGGGUGAAAUUCAGCCAUUACGGGGCCUGUGGGAGGAGAUCGUCUCGCCCUGCGCUGUGCUCCAGGAGCAAUACCGCACUCUCCUGACCAGGGUUUCCCAAGGCUGGAGACAUCACGGAGGGAACCUCUACUACUUCUCAGAGAAGAAAAGUUCCUGGGAGGAGGCCGAGCAGUUUUGCGUGUCCCAGAACUCGCACCUGAGCUCCGUCCUCUCCCGGGAAGAGCAGGAGUAUCUUGCCACGGAACUCAGAGGCGCAUAUCACUGGAUCGGGCUGAGCGACCGUGAGGCAGAAGGCUCCUGGCGCUGGGUGGAUGGCUCCAAGUACACGGAGGGGUUUUGGACAGAAAGCCAGCCGGACAACUGGGAUCAGGGAGUUGGAGGGACAGAAGACUGUGUUCACCUGAGCAAACCACGUUAUGAAACAUGGAAUGAUGCCCACUGUGCCCUGCAGCACCGGUGGAUCUGUAAGGCGGCCCUGGGGUAGG
Alligator mississippiensis (American alligator) is the source of this 1181-nucleotide messenger RNA. RefSeq names its product C-type lectin domain family 4 member F-like. NCBI's taxonomy places the organism in Eukaryota, Metazoa, Chordata, Crocodylia, Alligatoridae. Gene Ontology annotation, biological process: biological process involved in interspecies interaction between organisms. Gene Ontology annotation, cellular component: external side of plasma membrane. The coding region runs from base 320 to 1180 and encodes 286 amino acids. Gene Ontology annotation, molecular function: carbohydrate binding. The record is from RefSeq and is a predicted model, not a curated record. The transcript has 8 exons.